Messenger RNA from Neospora caninum, 228 nucleotides. RefSeq lists its product as hypothetical. The transcript has 2 exons. The record is from RefSeq and is a predicted model, not a curated record. The coding region runs from base 1 to 228 and encodes 75 amino acids. NCBI's taxonomy places the organism in Eukaryota, Apicomplexa, Conoidasida, Eucoccidiorida, Sarcocystidae.
AUGUCCCGCUUCAGAGCAGAAACCGUCCCUCCCAAACGUCACGACGACGACAACGACUUCAAUGACGACGACCGUGGCAACAACGUCGACGACCGUGACGACAACGACGACAAUGACAAUGACGAACAGCACUAUCUCUUCAUCUCCACAGACGAACGACACGCCAAACGCUCCUGGUACACCAUUCACUUUUACGACAGAUCCUGUGACAAGGCAGCCCAAAAGUAG